AUGGCCAGCCAGCAAGGUGGACCGAGCGCUCUCGCCCCCCAUGAUGCAAGGGAGGCGAGUGUCACUGCGGAUGCGACGCCUGACUCGCCCUAUUCGAGCGACGAGGAACGAAACAGCCAAGAUUUUACUUGUCGCUGGCGAACGCCCGAAUUUCACGACCAGGAGUGCUAUCGAUACUUUGACUGCCCGUCUCACCUGGUGGAGAGGCGACUCUCUAUAGACGGCACCGACGAGCCAAGAGAGAGCGCUGCCGAAGCGACCGAAAUUCGAGACGAUCUCGUUUCUCCCAGAAGUUCGAUCGACGAAAUCCCAGAAUCAGAACAAGAAGAUACGGCAGCCGAACAGCAGCGGGGUGAAAAUAGUCUUGUUACGGAUCCUUUGGCGUCCUCGUCAGAGAUAACAUCUGGGCUGGCGGCUGAGAGAAGAGAGAGCCACACAACGAGGACGUCAACAGCGGAUCCUGCGGCUCUACCCGCUAGAACAUCAUCGUUGCCGAUCAGAACUCGCAUUUCCUCCAGAAGUAUCGACUUGCGGCCAGCCGGCUCGGCCAGCAGUGAAAGCUGGGGCGAGCUUUUUGAACAGCCCAGUGGAGCAAUGUCUACCAGCGCGCCGGCUGCGGAUAUGGCAGAGAACACCUCGCCCAGGAUGUCCGCACGAGACCAGCUAUCAGCCAUGUACGCUGUCGAUACGGAUAGAAUAUCGAAUGAGAAUACUCUACACCACCAUUCUCUGACAAGGUCGUCUGAACGUGAGCGCGAACGCCAGUCGUCGGUUGUUCUUCCUAGGUGGCAGCCCGAUGGCGAAGUGACUUACUGUCCUAUAUGUCGCACUCAGUUUAGCAUUUUUGUGCGCAAACACCACUGCAGAAAAUGCGGGAGAGUUGUUUGCAACUCUUGCUCCCCUCACAGGAUCAUCAUUCCGCACCAGUUCAUCGUCCGGGCACCUGGCUCCGAGGUGCCACUUCCUCCAGCACUGUUUUUCGAUAGUUCGGGUGGUGGUUAUGUUGACAUGAAUGGACUAUCCGGCGGCGAGCGAGUGCGUCUCUGCAACCCAUGUGUUCCUGAUCCCAAUACAGCGCCUCCGCAAAGCCCCGGCUCUCCCGGGUUGUCACCACGUACGGCACGACGCAGGUCUCGGAAUAGCACGGGCAGCGGAUAUCCGCCUUCACCUUCUGUCAACAAUCGAUACGGGGGAGUGUUUGCAGCUGGUCAGAGUAAUGAUCCUUACCAGUUCUACACCUCCAGGACAAGGAGCAUCACCAUGGAUCCAACCGGACAAAGAGCAGGAGGGGCUUCAUCCUCGUCAUCCUCACGCCGGCGCAGCAGUGCCAAUUAUGAGGUUUCAUCUUUGAAUCGCCUGCUGGCCGCUGGACCAUCGCCCUUUAAUAUGCAGAACCAGCACCAUAUUCAUCGACGACGUUUGACCGGAGAGCCGGGCUCGUCAUCUCGACAAAGGGCAUUGCCUCUCCCUCCCCAAAUUGCAGAAGAGGAUGAGUGUCCCAUCUGCCAUCUGGAGCUACCAUCUAGGGAACUACCCAACUUUGAAGCCUUACGAGAGUCACAUAUCACCACAUGUAUCCAAUCUCACAGCACCUACGGCAGCCCUCGCGCAGCGCCAGACAGCGCCACACCACCUCCUCCCCCGCGGCGCACCGGCAUGUACACGUAUCCCGCAACGGAGAAAGACUGUGUCGACGACGCGGAGUGCACUAUUUGUUUAGAAGAGUUUACGGUUGGCAUUCCGAUGGCGCGACUUGAGUGUCUUUGUAGAUUUCACCGAUCUUGUAUUUCAGCCUGGUUUGUCAAUCACCCGGGAAGAUGCCCGGUGCAUCAGCAUGACGGGUUCGGGUACUAG
Trichoderma gamsii is the source of this 1854-nucleotide messenger RNA. RefSeq lists its product as hypothetical. The transcript has 3 exons. The record is from RefSeq and is a predicted model, not a curated record. Lineage: Eukaryota; Fungi; Ascomycota; Sordariomycetes; Hypocreales; Hypocreaceae. Gene Ontology annotation, molecular function: metal ion binding. The coding region runs from base 1 to 1854 and encodes 617 amino acids.